AUGACAUCUCUGGAUACACCAAUUAAGUCUGUCAAUAUCUCUAACAGUGACAUCACUGGACUGUAUUAUAUAUCUCUCACCGUGACAUCACUGGAUACAUCUAUCCAUAACUGUGACAUCACUGGACUGUAUUAUCUAUCUCUCACCGUGACAUCACUGGAUACAUCUAUCCAUAACUGUGACAUCACUGGACUGUAUUAUAGAUCUCUCACCGUGACAUCACUGGAUACAUCUAUCCAUAACUGUGACAUCACUGGACUGUAUUAUAUAUCUCUCACCGUGACAUCACUGGAUAGAUCUAUCCAUAACUGUGACAUCACUGGACUGUAUUAUAUAUCUCUCACCGUGACAUCACUGGAUACAUCUAUCCAUAACUGUGACAUCACUGGACUGUAUUAUAUAUCUCUCACCGUGACAUCACUGGAUACAUCUAUCCAUAACUGUGACAUCACUGGACUGUAUUAUAUAUCUCUCACCGUGACAUCACUGGAUACAUCUAUCCCUAACUGUGACAUCACUGGACUGUAUUAUAUAUCUCUCACCGUGACAUCACUGGAUACAUCUAUCAUAACUGUGACAUCACUGGACUGUAUUAUAUAUCUCUCACCGUGA
Molecule: messenger RNA, 612 nt
Organism: Pelobates cultripes (western spadefoot toad)
Lineage: Eukaryota; Metazoa; Chordata; Amphibia; Anura; Pelobatidae
Source: the annotation of a GenBank genome assembly